CAGCGGAAGCUGAAACGCGCGGCUUCGGGACCGCUGGUGAACCGUAAAACGGUGUUGUAGAUGUAUACAUUUUGCGCGCGCCAAUUAUCGACAAGGAUCAACGUUUCGUGUAAUAUACAAUAACAGUCCAUCCGUGCGACGAACGAACGCCGCGAUACGGACUGGACGAAUGUUUUUUUAUUCGCACGCGAUAUCAUAGAUAAGACUCAAUAUACAAUAUAUCAAUUUCGCAGUCCAGCUUGCAGUUGUGAAUGUUAUAUAUAAAAAUCUGCCUCGUGAAUGAACGCGAGAUGGACGUUUGAAUCGAAGCCGUCAUGGCCCCGUUCCUAUUGAUCCUGCCGCUACUGGCGUCAUUGAUACACCCGAUCGACGGUGCAAUCGAACGAAGUGGAUCGGUGAAGGAAAGCGACAUUGACCCCUAUGUGAGAUCCAAAUCCGUCAAGGAUGUUUUAGCACAAAGCAGCGGAAACGCUAUACUGCCCUGUCGAUUCAACAGUCCCGGAAUAGUGACUUGGAUCAGGCGGAAAGAUAGACAACUACUUACAGUAGGUCGAGACACUCACUCUAUAGACAAGCGUUUCCUUGUCUUAAACAAUCCUGAUUGGAGUCUCUUAAUUAAGAACGUCAACCAGGAAGAUGCAGGCCUUUAUGAGUGUCAGAUACAAACGGUACCAGUGCAGCAACGAUUUGUACGUCUAAACAUCACGGAAGCGUACUCUGUGAUACCAGGUGGUCCGGAUCUCCAUGUGAAACAGGGCUCCAGCCUGCGUUUGGAAUGCCAGCUGAUGGCAGCCGCGGAAUCGCCCAACUACGUAUUCUGGUAUCGUGGAAUACGUAUGAUAAACUAUGAUAACGAACCUGGUGUUAGAUUCGAGAUGAAGAGAAACGGUUCAGUACUCAUUGUGGAGAAGGUGAAGCUUUCGCACGGCGCCAAUUACACAUGCUCGCCGAAUAAUGCCAGGUCGACUCAUAUCAUGAUACACGUCAUCGAGGAGGAAGAGAAACCAGCGGCCAUGCACGGAGAUGAUCAACGAAAUUUUACCGCAACUACAUGGAGCAACACCAUAUUGAUUCUUACGGCUCUCCUAAUUAUUCCAGAUGUAAGACGGUACUUCCAGACUUUCAUCUGCCAUGCCACGUGAUUAGCAUAAACCGCUAUUUUCGCGAAACAGAAGUCGAAUGCAAAUGAGCUCGCGUGAAACAAGCUUGCACACCUAUAAUUUUUUUCGACGAUUCGAAAUAUUAUAUUUGCGUAUCAAAAGAUAUUUUUAACCUGACCUACAACAUAUCUUGCUUCUCGUACGUUAAAGUUAUUUGACUCUGACGAUGAAAUUCAACCGUCGCGAAGAAAAAUGUGACAGAUUCCGCUCGGGAUCAAAGAAAAAUCUAUUUGCAAAUAAACUUAAAGCGAGAGAUUCAACUGCAGACCUUUUUCCAAGAGUCUCUGUAUCCCGGGUGGUGAAAUCCAAGGAGGACUGCAAAGUUUCACGUAACCAUGUAACUUUCGUUUAAAGAAACGUCUUAUCCAAGUGACACUACUUGAUAGAAACUCCGCUUGAACUCGUAACGAGUGAAUAAUAUCCGCGGAAUGAGAUUUGGUCGUCUUUCGACGUGGACAAAUUUACUCGCAAACUUCGAGAACCAAGUUGCAGUCCUGUGUCGUUGGACAUCAUAAACUCUCGCACAUUGAAACAGAUGAUUUUUUCAUAAAAACUUAUCGUUUCUAUUUAUAUCAAAGUAAAAUCUUCAGAAACUAAAUUUAUUCGCGAAGAAUAGGCGCGUAAAUUCCAUUUAUAUUUUUAUGAAUAUAGUAAUAAUAAAAUAAUUUUUAACCUAGUAUCUAGCAAUGUAUAUUCUUUUAUAAAAAAGUUCUUAAAUUUAAAAUACAAAAUUUAAAAUCUUCUCAAAGAUUUUCACGCUUUGUAGAGUAUUACAUCCGCGAAAUAUACAUCUUGGCGAAUGAAUUUAGCGCUGAAAUCUUGUCGCGAAGCAGGCAACACUUCAUCAUCAGAAUCAGGUAUUAUUUACUCCUUAUAACUUUCCAAGUUUCUAACAAGUAGUUUGAUGCAAAUGGGACAUUGAGUUCUGUAAACAAAAGUUGUGCUUGGUUCCGUUGAUUCUACGUGGCUGUUACUAAUAUUGAUAAUAUAAUUAAUUUAGGAUUUAGGAUUGUCCUGUUAUCAUAAAUACAUAAAUAAUAUAAACUGACGAAAAUUGCUUGAUCUCAGAUUUUAAGUGUUUUUAAAACAAUAAAUAUUUUUAAAAUAUUUAUUAAUUAUAAUUAAUAUUUUAAUUAUACAGUUAUGCUCAAAAAUUACAAUUAAAAUCGCGUCCAUGAAUAUACUGCCAGUUGAUAACUCAAAUUAAUUACCCAUAGAGAAAAAACUCUUAUCUUAAAGCAACUUUAAGUAAUAUUCUAAACUAUAAAAAAGGCAAUAAUUCGAGUUUAUAGUAACAACAAUUUACCUGCCACGUACAAUAUUUCUGACAAAAAUACAUAACAAUUAAAAAAAUUGUUAUUAUUAUUUUACUAUAAUAUAAGAAAAACUCUUUCUCUAAUCUGAUAAUAAUGAAAUUGUGAGUUUAUAAAAAUUAAAAUACUAUUAUGUGUUUAAACAAAAAUUAAUAAUGUUGAAAUAUAUGUGAAUAGUUAUAAUAAUACACACGUACAUAAUAUAUGUAUUAACUUUUUGUAAUUAGUAUUUUAGAAACAUAUUGUUGUGCGAAUAAGAUUUAAAAUAAAUCUUUAUAUAUUGUAUAUUAUAUAUUGAAUAUUAUAUAUUGAUUUCGUAUAAUCCCGAGAACAAAUGGUAUAAUACAAUUAGAUGUAAAUAUACAUCUGACCAUAUUAUAUCACUUUUUCUCGGUAUCUUACAAUUAUAAGAAUAACACAUACAUUACAUGUAUUAUUAAAAACUUAUUAAUAAAUUAUUUAGAUUAAUAAUUGUGUAAGAAAGAUGUUAUGUAACUAUAAUUAAACUUUAAUAUAACCAUAAGAGAGACUAAUUCCUAUAUUGAUACUAUGUGUAAUAAUUACGUGUGUAUAUGUCCGCUAUAUAUUUCAGAAAGAUAUUUUCAAUGACAUUUUACUGACUUUGUAUAUAUUAAAUUAAGACGUAUAUUUAUUUAAUUAAGAUGCAUAACUUAAUAAAAUAUGUCUUAUCUCAAAUUAGAAAAAUUUAUAAAAUACUAUUAUACUUUUAAUACUUAAGAUUUCUCGGUUGUGCGAAUAACAAAUAAAGCAUUGUAAAUGUAGGUAAGGCUUAAUUAUUAAUAAAAUUAAUUAAAAUCAUAAAUAAUUAAUAGAGAUUGAUAUAAAAUCGAAUGCUGAUGGCACUGCGAGAAUAAGCAAAAUUAUUUUACAAAUUAAUUAAUUCAUAAUCACACACACACAUUAUUACAAAAAAUAUCCAG
Formica exsecta is the source of this 3414-nucleotide messenger RNA. RefSeq names its product zwei Ig domain protein zig-8-like. The transcript has 6 exons. NCBI's taxonomy places the organism in Eukaryota, Metazoa, Arthropoda, Insecta, Hymenoptera, Formicidae. The coding region runs from base 315 to 1142 and encodes 275 amino acids. Gene Ontology annotation, biological process: synapse organization. The record is from RefSeq and is a predicted model, not a curated record. Gene Ontology annotation, cellular component: neuron projection membrane.